GGUUUGGGCCAGCUGAUUUCCGGCGUUAAUAGCUAAAUAUACUGCCGUCAGUCUAGAGCUGGCUCUGCUGCUUUUAUCGAGCGAAGAUAAUCAUCCCUUCGGAUGGAAAUGCCUCACGUAGCGGUUACCCGAUAAAAAGAUCGACGUUUUAGUGUUUAAUAUCGUUGUUUUUUUUGUCGGUUUUACAUCGCCUGUGUUUUAAGUUAACGUUUAGAAGGGGAAGAUUUAUAGGUAUUUGUGCAUUUUGGGUCCUCUUCCCUGAUGCACAAUAGUGGUGUAAAUUGCGAAGUCUUGCUCGCGAAUUAACAGUCCCUGUUGUCGGUUUUCCUGCUCGUAUAGCGCCCGGCCGUGCAUCCCCAUCACGCCGAGCGGUCGUACCUGACGGCUGGCGCUUUAUCCACACGGUGCUGCUGUCCUCACAUCUGGCCGACCAGGUCGCCCGCGAUCUCGGUCAGUUAUUUUGUGCUUGUGUGUGAAAGAACUCUCCCAAUUUAAAUAAUAUCACCUAUUUAAAUUAUUCGUGUUGGACGUUAAAUGUGCAGCCGUCUGAGUGGAGGUUUUUCGUAAGCGUCCGUCUAUUAACGAACUGUUAUUCUUAGUAGAAAACGACGAACUAAGCGAGCCGUCAGCGUCUCGUCGCCUCCGAUGGGCGCACGUUUCGCUGCCCGUUAGGUACCAUAUGAUGCUGUUUUGAUGUGACGGCGUGGUCCAUUUGUUAGUAGCCGUGCUGGUGUAAAGAUCACGGUGAGGAAGACGAGGGCGAAACAGUGAGGGGGUCGCCCGUUUCCCUACCCCCGACGAUCUAACGCCCCUGAUAGAGAAGCAUGACCCCGCAGAAGGACCCCGAUACGGUGAACCUUCGGCUGAUUCUGGUCAGCGGGAAGACGAAAGACUUCACGUUCUCCCCUGAUGAUUCGGCGAGUGACAUUGCAAAGCACGUCUUCAACAACUGGCCCCUGGGCUGGGAGGAAGAACAGGUGAGCAGCCCCAGCAUCCUGCGGCUCAUCUACCAGGGCCGGUUUCUUCAUGGCAACGUGACUCUUGGAGCCUUAAAACUUCCCACUGGAAGGACCACCGUGAUGCACCUUGUUGCCAGAGAGACCUUGCCAGAGCCGAACUCUCACGGACAGAGAAACCGGGAUAAGAACACAGAGAGCAGUUGCUGCCUGCUAUUAUAAACUCCUUUGCUGCAUCCUCUUUCUCCCCCCCCCCCCCCCCCCAGUUUCCCAUGGCAUGCCUGCUCUGGCAUCGUCCCUGGUGGACUCUCCCUUCAAAUCAAUAAGUACUCAUUUCAGCCAAUAGUGAUAAUUAACCGAAGCCACGGAUGCUGGACGGUCAGACUGUGGUGCCUCGCAGGGCUGGAUACGUGGGUUUGCACCCACCUGCUCCCUUACUUCCCUGAGCUGUAUAUUUCCCAAAAUAAGCCUUUCAUCUCUAACGUGAGGAUUGUGUAGUAUACAGCAUUUUGGGAGUUAACGCCUUAACACUCAGGCUACCCCUGAACAGCAUACGGGGAGUGCUGUUGUGCCCGGUUACUGCUGGGGGGGGGGGACCCAGCUGUAUGUGUGUGCUUAAUGCCGUCCAUGCAGACAAAUGCCACGUCGAUGUCAUAAUUAAGCACAGAUAGUUUUUCAUUGGCUGCAGAAGCUGGGCGUGACAGUAGAGCUUAUGGUGUCUCACGGGCUUUGUGACCCUGGAUGGGCAUGGGGUGGGGGUCUUGGGGGGGUGCCAGGACUCUGUGACCAUUAUAGGCAGACAAGUUAUUCAAACUAAAACAACCCCCUGCCCUCCAUGCUGAAAUAGGUAGGAUCUGAGAAAUCGGGGGGUUGCUGUUUCUACAGUAGGAACUAAUCAGUUUGGGGGUGGGUAAUAGCCUGGUCUCCAAUGGAGAGAUAAGCUAGCCUUUCACCUCCUGUAUGGAUAGAUGUAGUCAUUUUGCUUGCUGAUGAAAUUCUGAAGUUUUAUUACUGUUUUUGUUUAUGAUAUGUUUUAAAAAAAAAAAAAAAAGUGUUGUAUUAAAUUGGUCUCUUUCUGUUCCCUGGGUGUGCUUGUGCUUGGGGGCUGGGGGAGGGGGUACAUUCCGUGUGGUUUUUGGGAAAUGGAGUCUUCUAAGAUGUAAUCUGAGCACUCGCAUCUGCCAGCAUCAUAACUGACCUUGUGCUGUAAAUAUUAAACGAGGAGAAUUCACUUGUGCUCAUAAGUGGUA
Molecule: messenger RNA, 2206 nt
Organism: Paramormyrops kingsleyae
Lineage: Eukaryota; Metazoa; Chordata; Actinopteri; Osteoglossiformes; Mormyridae
Gene: ubl3b
Product: ubiquitin-like 3b
Molecular function (GO): protein binding
Source: RefSeq, a predicted model, not a curated record